AUGAAAACGAAAUUAACGUCAGUGACUUACCUUGGAUUUACAGCUUUGGACAUGAGAUUCUCAAAUACCAUGUUACCCUGGUUGCUAAAGGAAAUUAAGGCUACUGGUGUUUCCGAUAAGUUGAGUAUCGCUGUUGAGGAUGGCUGCUUGAAGGCGUAUAACAGAAACUUUGAACCAAUAAUCGUUCACAGGCUCGUCGAUAUAAUCAGGGCUUGCCAAGUCCCAGGUGUUCCAGAGGAGCUGUUCUACAUACUACUGAAUGAGAAGGAGGGUCUGCUCCACUGUUACCUGUUUAGGGCUUCCACAGUUCGUGAGAUCGUGAGGUCCACUGUAGGAGGCACUGUAUUGGAUGUAGAGCCAGUAGGACUGCCAAAGAGGCGGUGA
Molecule: messenger RNA, 384 nt
Organism: Diatraea saccharalis (sugarcane borer)
Lineage: Eukaryota; Metazoa; Arthropoda; Insecta; Lepidoptera; Crambidae
Source: the annotation of a GenBank genome assembly